AUGAAGUUCGGCAAGAAGCUCCGCGCUACCGUCGAUAAUAGCUACGAGGAAUGGCGCCCCAUGUUCAUGUCGUACAAGGACCUCAAGGAGUGCAUACAUCCGCUCAAAGGGGGGGAGGGGAGCAAGGACGCCGACUCGCGCGACCCCAAUUCGGACCCAGAGAGACGGCCGCUCGGUGCUGGUGCGGGCGAUCGUGCGGGCGAUCGUCCGUUUGGCGCCGCCACCGAGCUCGUGAGGAAUAAGAGCAACCUGUACGCCGUGCGGCAUGCGGAGACAGCACACAGCCGCUUCUUUUCUACAUUUCGCCAUGAGGUCGACAAGGUCAAUGACUUCUUUCUGGACAAGCAGGAGGACUACAUCAUCGAGCACCGCCAGUUGUCUGAGAAGGUCGCCGAGUAUCUAGUUCCGGCCCGCCCGACCCGCACAGAGGUCAACCGCCUGCGCCAGCGCCUCAUCAACUUCCACGGCGAACUGGUCCUGCUGGAGAACUUCUCCACGGUCAACUACACUGGCUUCCGCAAGAUCCUCAAGAAGCACGACAAAAAGACCGGAACCAAUAUGCGCAACAUCUACCUGCGCACAGUCCUCAUCACCCCCUUCUUCCUCUCCAACACCGUGCGCAACCUCAUUCUGCAGACGGAGGCCCACCUCGCAUCUCUGGACACCGUCCGCAAGUUCCGCCGCGCCGCCGCCACCUCCUCGCUCGCGCUGGACGCCGCCCCGCCGCCGCCCAAGCACCCCGCCUCCGCCCUCCCGCUCGCCCCGGCCACCCUGUCCCCGUGCACCAAGGUCGUCAUGGAGCCGCCGCACCCGCACGCGUUCAUCUCGCCGCGCUCGGCCCUAUGGCGUCUGUACAGCGAGGCCCGCUCGUUCGGCGCCACCAUGCGCCACGCCCUUGCGCGCGCGAACGAUUCCCCGCCGUCGCCGUCCGCCCGCCCCGCCGUCCCCACGCCCCCGCAGGCACUCCUGGACCUCGUCGACGACAUCAGCGCCAUCGAGCUCGGCCUGGAGCCCGCCUUCCUCGCCGCCGUCAACCGCCCGUCCAACUACUGCAUCGCCGGCGAUGACUCCUUCUCCAUGGGCUUCUUCAUCGUCACCCCGGACACAAAGCUCCAGAUCUUCGAGUCGUACCACGGCGGCGCCUUCAUUACGAAGAACCUUCGCGGCCGCGCCUCACUACACGUGUACAAAACCGCCGCCGCCACCGCCGAGAAGCCUGCGGGGUCGCACGCGGCGCAGGACAAGCGCGACUUCUUCGUCGAAGAGAAACGCGCAGGCAUCACCGUCGGCCCGUGGCCGGCUGUGGCCCGCCACUCGCGCGACAUGCAUGUGCAGUGGGUGCCGCAGACGCUGUGCGCCAUCUUUUACGUGUGCACGCCCUCGCUCACGGCAGACAAUGACCGCAUGCUAUGCUACGAGGCGCAUCCGCUCAAGCAGUCGCGCUUUCGCGUGUCAAGUGACCCGGAAAACGUCGUGGAAUUUGUCAGGAUUACUUGCUGACACGUCUCCUGUCGUUACACGAUAGUCGGUUCGUGUGUGCAUAUGUGAGUCUUUAUCGCAGCAGCCCGUUUCGAGUUGACCACACGGCACUUUUUGUUCCUGCCGUGUGUGUAGACGGGGCGAAGACUGGGGGCUACUACGCUACCGAAGCACCUCGCAUCCGAUCGGUCUCGUACUGGAGAGCCAGCCAAAGCGUGGCGGCGAACACUACCCACCACUUUACCUCGACAAAUCCAAAUGUACCGAAUGUUACUACUAGGGCUAACCCAUGCAAAGGUAAAGGUAGGACAAAAUGCUAACAAGCCA
Chondrus crispus (carragheen) is the source of this 1806-nucleotide messenger RNA. RefSeq lists its product as hypothetical. The coding region runs from base 1 to 1500 and encodes 499 amino acids. Gene Ontology annotation, biological process: cellular response to phosphate starvation. Lineage: Eukaryota; Rhodophyta; Florideophyceae; Gigartinales; Gigartinaceae. The transcript is spliced from 2 exons. The record is from RefSeq and is a predicted model, not a curated record.